CCAUAGUCCUCUGUUUGGACUUUUGGAAGAAAGACGAUCUCCUAUAUCAGUAUGGUUUGCAGACGGAUCUUUUGUGAGUCUGAGAAAGAGGAGGAAGAACUUGUAAAUCUGAAUGUUGGAGGUUUUAAGCAAAGUGUGGAUCAAAACACUCUGCUCAAAUUUCCCCACACAAGACUUGGGAAACUGAUCAGUUGCCACUCUGAAGAAGCUAUUCUUGAACUGUGUGAUGAUUACAAUGUAGCCGACAAGGAGUACUAUUUUGACAGGAAUCCUUGUUUGUUCCGGUACGUUUUAAAUUUUUACUACACUGGAAAGCUUCAUGUAAUGGAGGAACUGUGUGUUUUCUCUUUCAGUCAGGAAAUUGAAUACUGGGGGAUCAAUGAGCUAUUUAUUGACUCUUGCUGUACUAACAGAUAUCAGGAAAGAAAAGACGAUGUUGUAGACAAGGCUUGGGAGCAAACAAGUACUGUAAGCACAGACUCAUCCUUUGAAGAGAUGUCAGCCUUUAACAAAGAUUUAGAGAAGUUUGAUGGAACAUGGUUAGCUGAUAUUAGAAAAAAGGUGUGGAUUCGGCUUGAAAACCCUGCUUAUUCAUGUUCAGCAAAACUGUUUGCUAUCUGCUGUUUGUGUGUUGUGUUAACUUCAAUCGUGGCCAUGUGUGUUCACAGCAUGCCUGAGUUCCAUAAAUUUGAUGUCAAUGAAAAGCAGGUUGAGGACCCUGUACUAGCAGUAAUCGAGGUUGUGUGCAUUUCUUGGUUCAGUGCUGAAUUUGCACUGCGACUUGCCGCGGCUCCCUCUCCCAAAAGGUUUUUCAAAAACCCUUUGAACAUCAUUGAUUUUGUUUCUAUUAUUCCAUUUUAUGCAACUUUAGCUGCAGACACAGUGGACAGCAUGGAUGAAGAAAGUGAAGACUUGGAGAAUGUUGGAAAAGUAGUUCAAAUUCUGCGCCUUAUGAGGAUAUUUCGCAUCCUUAAGCUCGCACGACACUCCGUUGGACUUCGUUCCUUAGGGGCCACUUUAAGACAUAGUUACCAUGAAGUUGGCCUUUUACUUUUAUUCUUGGCUGUUGGAAUUUCCAUAUUUUCUGUUCUUGUUUUCUCUGUGGAAAAGGAUGAAGAUGAUUCCUUUUUACAUAACAUCCCUGUAUGUUGGUGGUGGGCUACAAUCAGUAUGACAACUGUUGGGUAUGGGGACACACUCCCUGUUACCUUAUGUGGGAAACUAAUUGGCAGCCUCUGCAUACUCUGUGGUAUACUGGUUGUGGCCCUGCCAAUUACCAUCAUUUUCAAUAAAUUUUCCAAAUACUACCACAGACAGAAAGCUUUGGAAGUGGACCGGAAUAAUGAGGAUCAUAAUGAUCCCUGUGCUGAAGUACCGUAUGUUAACAUUAGGGAUGCAUAUGCCAAAAAAGUACACUCUUUUCUUGCUAGUCUUUCUUCAGUUGCAAGUACACCUAGUGAUUAUGACUCCAUAAAUGCCUCCAGCAUUGGCAUGGUCACUGUUUGCAAUAAUGGACCUAUGGAAAAUGGUACAGCAAAGUAAUGCAUACUUCUUCACAGUUGUUUGUUUGCAUAGGAGUAUGAUUACUGUUGGGAUUGUUUUAAGCACUUUUUUCUCAGGGGUCAUGUUACAGCCAUAGUGAGACAUUUCUUCCUUUUCAGCAUGGAAUGCAGCUGACUCUAUUUUAUUUUCUUUUGAGUAGGCAACCACCUAACUCUGAUAAUUCCUUUUUUUUAUUGAAAAAAAAAAACAUAACAAAACAAAAUUGCCAUAUUAGGGAAAAUUUAGACACUUGAAUGUAUUCAGUUUCGCCUCUUUUCUAGUCACUAUAAAUGAUGAGCAUGGCAGAUACUCAUCUAGUAACUAAUUGUUAUACACAGCAUGUGUCAAGCACUUUGGAAAGCAGUGAGACAGUGAGCAAUGAAAAUGCAUGUAGAUUCUUUUUGUUUUUUAUUAGAGAAUCUUUGAAUGCAUUCACUUAAUAAACCUCCCAAAUCUA
Protopterus annectens (West African lungfish) is the source of this 1999-nucleotide messenger RNA. RefSeq names its product potassium voltage-gated channel modifier subfamily S member 3 (gene KCNS3). The transcript has a single exon. Gene Ontology annotation, molecular function: voltage-gated potassium channel activity; protein binding. The record is from RefSeq and is a predicted model, not a curated record. The coding region runs from base 52 to 1542 and encodes 496 amino acids. Gene Ontology annotation, biological process: protein homooligomerization; potassium ion transmembrane transport. Gene Ontology annotation, cellular component: voltage-gated potassium channel complex; membrane. Lineage: Eukaryota; Metazoa; Chordata; Ceratodontiformes; Protopteridae.